Molecule: messenger RNA, 8055 nt
Organism: Marmota monax (woodchuck)
Lineage: Eukaryota; Metazoa; Chordata; Mammalia; Rodentia; Sciuridae
Gene: Cask
Product: calcium/calmodulin dependent serine protein kinase
Exons: 27
Coding region: 207-3005 (932 amino acids)
Biological process (GO): regulation of neurotransmitter secretion; protein phosphorylation
Cellular component (GO): plasma membrane; cell-cell junction; basolateral plasma membrane
Molecular function (GO): ATP binding; protein kinase activity; signaling receptor binding
Source: RefSeq, a predicted model, not a curated record
GCCCCGCCGCCCGCGCCGGGGCGGUCGCCCGCAGAGGAAGGCGCUGCAGUCUCCGGGCCUCGCGGCCCCACUCAAGCGUCCUCAGCACCGAGGGCUCGCGGGUCCUGAAGGGAGGAGGCGAGCCCGGGGCCGGGCACUGAGCUCUUGGGCGCCCCCAUCCCCGUUUUCGGAGCCCUCCACGCUGCGGCCGCUGUCCUCUCCGGACCAUGGCCGACGACGACGUGCUGUUCGAGGAUGUGUACGAGCUGUGCGAGGUGAUCGGCAAGGGUCCCUUCAGUGUUGUACGACGAUGUAUCAACAGAGAAACUGGGCAACAAUUUGCUGUAAAAAUUGUUGAUGUAGCCAAGUUCACAUCAAGUCCAGGGUUAAGUACAGAAGGUAAGAGAUGGAUUUCAAAUCUAAAGCGGGAAGCCAGUAUCUGUCAUAUGCUGAAACAUCCACACAUUGUAGAGUUAUUGGAGACAUAUAGCUCAGAUGGAAUGCUUUACAUGGUUUUUGAAUUUAUGGAUGGAGCUGAUCUGUGCUUUGAAAUCGUAAAGCGAGCUGAUGCUGGUUUUGUAUACAGUGAAGCUGUAGCCAGCCAUUACAUGAGACAGAUACUGGAAGCUCUACGCUACUGUCAUGAUAAUAACAUAAUUCACAGAGAUGUGAAGCCCCACUGUGUUCUCCUUGCCUCAAAAGAAAACUCAGCACCUGUUAAACUUGGGGGCUUUGGGGUAGCUAUUCAAUUAGGAGAGUCUGGACUUGUAGCUGGAGGGCGCGUCGGGACACCUCACUUUAUGGCCCCAGAAGUGGUCAAAAGAGAGCCUUAUGGAAAGCCCGUGGAUGUGUGGGGGUGUGGCGUGAUCCUUUUCAUCCUGCUCAGUGGUUGUUUGCCUUUUUACGGAACGAAGGAAAGAUUGUUUGAAGGCAUCAUUAAAGGAAAAUAUAAGAUGAAUCCUCGGCAGUGGAGCCAUAUCUCUGAAAGUGCCAAAGACCUAGUACGUCGCAUGCUGAUGCUGGAUCCAGCUGAAAGAAUCACCGUUUAUGAAGCACUGAAUCACCCAUGGCUUAAGGAGCGAGAUCGUUAUGCCUACAAGAUUCAUCUUCCAGAAACAGUAGAACAACUGAGGAAAUUCAAUGCAAGGAGGAAACUUAAGGGAGCAGUACUAGCCGCUGUGUCAAGUCACAAAUUCAACUCAUUCUAUGGGGAUCCCCCUGAAGAGUUGCCAGAUUUCUCUGAAGACCCUACCUCCUCAGGACUUCUAGCAGCAGAAAGAGCAGUUUCACAGGUGCUGGACAGUCUGGAAGAGAUUCAUGCGCUUACAGACUGCAGUGAAAAGGACCUAGAUUUCCUACACAGUGUUUUCCAAGAUCAGCAUCUUCACACACUGCUAGAUCUCUAUGACAAAAUUAACACAAAAUCUUCACCGCAAAUCAGGAAUCCUCCGAGCGACGCAGUACAGAGAGCCAAAGAGGUAUUGGAAGAAAUUUCAUGUUACCCUGAGAAUAAUGAUGCAAAAGAACUAAAGCGUAUCUUAACACAACCUCAUUUCAUGGCCUUACUUCAGACUCACGACGUAGUGGCUCAUGAAGUUUACAGUGAUGAAGCAUUGAGGGUCACACCUCCUCCCACCUCUCCCUAUUUAAACGGUGAUUCUCCAGAAAGCGCUAACGGAGACAUGGAUAUGGAGAAUGUGACAAGAGUUCGGCUGGUACAGUUCCAGAAGAACACGGAUGAACCAAUGGGAAUCACUUUAAAAAUGAAUGAGCUAAAUCAUUGUAUUGUUGCAAGAAUUAUGCACGGGGGCAUGAUUCACAGGCAAGGUACACUUCAUGUUGGUGAUGAAAUUCGGGAAAUCAAUGGCAUCAGUGUGGCUAACCAAACAGUGGAACAGCUGCAAAAAAUGCUUAGGGAAAUGCGGGGGAGUAUUACCUUCAAGAUCGUGCCAAGCUACCGCACUCAGUCUUCGUCCUGUGAGAGAGAUUCCCCCUCCACUUCCAGACAGUCCCCUGCUAAUGGUCAUAGCAGCACUAACAAUUCUGUUUCGGACUUGCCAUCAACUACCCAACCAAAAGGACGACAGAUCUAUGUAAGAGCACAAUUUGAAUAUGAUCCAGCCAAGGAUGACCUCAUCCCCUGCAAAGAAGCUGGCAUUCGAUUCAGAGUUGGUGACAUCAUCCAAAUUAUUAGUAAGGAUGAUCACAACUGGUGGCAGGGUAAACUGGAAAACUCCAAAAAUGGAACCGCAGGCCUCAUCCCUUCUCCUGAACUUCAGGAAUGGCGAGUAGCUUGCAUUGCAAUGGAGAAGACCAAACAGGAGCAGCAGGCCAGCUGUACUUGGUUUGGCAAGAAAAAGAAGCAGUACAAAGAUAAAUAUUUGGCAAAGCACAAUGCAGUGUUUGAUCAAUUAGAUCUUGUCACAUAUGAAGAAGUAGUAAAACUGCCAGCAUUCAAAAGGAAAACACUAGUCUUAUUAGGUGCACAUGGUGUUGGGAGAAGACACAUAAAAAACACCCUCAUCACAAAGCACCCGGACCGGUUUGCAUACCCUAUUCCACAUACAACCAGACCUCCAAAGAAAGACGAAGAAAAUGGAAAGAAUUAUUACUUUGUAUCUCAUGACCAAAUGAUGCAAGACAUCUCAAACAAUGAAUACUUGGAGUAUGGCAGCCACGAGGAUGCAAUGUAUGGGACAAAACUGGAGACCAUUCGUAAGAUCCAGGAGCAGGGGCUGAUUGCAAUUCUGGAUGUGGAGCCUCAGGCACUGAAGGUCCUGAGAACUGCAGAGUUUGCUCCUUUUGUUGUCUUUAUUGCCGCUCCAACUAUCACUCCAGGUUUAAAUGAGGACGAAUCUCUCCAGCGCCUGCAGAAGGAGUCUGAUAUCCUACAGAGAACAUACGCGCACUACUUCGAUCUCACAAUUAUCAACAAUGAAAUUGAUGAGACAAUCAGACAUCUGGAGGAAGCUGUUGAGCUCGUGUGCACAGCCCCGCAGUGGGUCCCGGUCUCCUGGGUCUAUUAGGCCCAUCCCCAGAUAUCUGAGCAUAACUGGGAGCCACCUCAUACAUGGAAAAGCCUCUUUGUCAUGGGCCUUGUGUCAGCAGGUCGUGGUCCCUAGAGACUACCUAGUUGUAGUGUGACCUACAUUUAUAAUUAUUGUCAUGUCCGAAUAGAUAGGAGGAGAAAAACAAUUACACACUAAUUUAAAGAGACAGUAUCUUUUUUAAUCAGUUCUCCUAAACUUUAAUAAAAUGUAUCUUUAAAUGUAUGUAUUAUUCAAUCCUUUGGAAUGUUAUAUUUUUGGAAAUCAUAGCUUUUUAUUUCCAAGGCCCCUAAAAACUGCACAAAAUAGAUGCUGCUUUCUAUAAUCUAUUUUAAUAAUAAUAAACAAUGAUUCUGUUACCUUGACUGGGGGUGGAACACUACAUUCUUUUUAGAGUCUGAUUUUAUGGAUUGGAAUAUCUUUCUUUCCUUUAUUUAUUUGAAAUAAUUAGUCUAGUGAUUACAAAACAGUCAUAAAUUUUUAAAGGCCUUUUUUCACUCUCUCUCUCUCUUUUUUUUUUAGAAUAGUAUUUUUUUUAAGUCCUUUAUGUAACAUCCAGAUAAUGUGAUACUGUCUCUUUGAAGCACCCUGUAAACCUUUUAGAGAUUUGAAGUUGGGUCUUGACUCUUAAUGCAUGUGGACAGUCGCGAGCGUUUAUGCUGUUGGUGUGUCUGUGUUGGACAAAUCAAUCUGUAAUCUACAGCCAAGUACUUUCCGUUCACGGGGCACACCCAGGAGAAUAAGAAUAAAAUGCUAUUAUGACUAAGUUGUAAACCUAUGCACAUCCCUUGCAUUUCGGGCAACUUUAUAAAAAAAAGAAAAGAAACUGAUUUUUAUUAAUAAUAAUCAUGUAGUGAAAUGUGUUUGUAAUUUUGUCUCAAUUUAAUUUGUUGUAAGGUGGGAGGGGGAAUUUGCUGGUUUCACCAUUUCGGAUCUGUGUUGUCUAAGAGUAUUAACGUUUUAAUUAAGCAAAGAAAUGAGGAUUUUUAAUCUGUAUGUAAUUGUUUUAAAAGCACCCAUUUUAAGAGAAAAUACUGUGCAAUGAAGAAACCAGUUUAGGCGUUUGCUAUAAACUGAAUUAUUCCAAAAGAAUAAUCUAUAACAGCCCUGUAAAUUCCUUUAAAAUGAUAACUAACAGGACAGUCUGACCAAUUUUUUUUAAAUAUACUUCCUUUUAUGUGUUCAAUAAUUAAAUGCCUUUGGGUCCUUCAUUUCAUUAUAGAGUUGUUUAGGCCUCCAAGCCGAUGAUCUUUUCAAUUUUAGAAUUCAUUAGAUGCUCGUGGACCCAUCGAAGGCCCAGGAGUGAGUAUCAGUAGGCAGGACAGAAACAGCCACCUGCCAGGGCACAGCGUGGACCGCGUCUGACUCGCAGGGCUACCUGUGGUCUCUCCUUCCUCUUGCUAUAUCCCUUGGCACAGGGGAAUCAUCUGUCCUUGUUGCUUUUAGAGACAUUCACCAUCUCAUCACCCCGCCACGAGGUCACAUUCUUCUAAUACAGGACAUUCGGGCUGGGGGUUCCCAGACCCUGCCAGAGGUCAGUAGAAUGUUUUUUCUUAGCACGUGAGGGUGUGAAGUGCUUAUGUUAACCUGGGAUUCUUGAAAACACGCCAUCAUUUUUGCUUCUUGUAGGUUAGAUGGCCUCUGUCACAUUGUGCCUUGGCAGGAUGUGCGGGGUGUAUUCUGAGCUGAACAGCUCCUCUUAAGGGACCGAACAGAAAAGGCAGUUUUUAUAGACUCCUCCUUCAUGGUCAACACCCCACCCCUCACCUACUGUUAUUAAAGAUGCCAAUUGGUUGUUGGGUUUUGGUUGUUUGUUUUUUUUUUUUUUCUGAUGAUCAUUCUUUGUCAGUGACCGGAUGAGUCGACAACUUACUAACAGGUUGUUGAGUGAACUCCUUGUGUUUGGGCCCUACGGUGGGGGUGACCAAACAGGUAAACCAGAGACAAGCUCAACAGUGGGCUCCCCUAGAUGGAGAGAGAAAUGCUCAAAGAGUCGUAUAGGCCUGUGUUAGGACAGAUUUCAGUCUGAUGCCAAGGCCAGACAGUCAUUCCUGCAAUGGUACUGACUACAAUCCGGGCUCUUCUCAGUGUCAAGGUGCCCGCUCUACCUCUUUUCCAAUGAAGCACAAAGAAGACUACAACUAACACAUGGGAAACCAACUUCCUUCCCUCUGGUGGAAACCCUCACACCCCCACUUGCCCUUAGAGACCAAAUCUCCAGAAAUGUUGACAGUGCCCUUUGGAAGCCAUCCACCAUGUGACUAAAUGUGGAUUAAGCCAAGGAGGAGAAAGGGGAGGGCAAAUCAAACAUCAGUGAUCCCCCCGUGGAAAGGCACCAUACGACUUGUCAUCUUGUUGGUCGCUUUCUGCAUGCUCCAAGAAGGGCACAGGCAGCCAUCUUCUGGAGCAGUGUCUUUAUGACCUAGCAGAACAUCCUUCAAUUUCUGAAUUCGGAGUCAUUUCUGCACAUUGCUGCUCCAUCACAAUCGUCCACUAAACAAUCAGAGAAAAUUCCUAAAACUUCUUUCCUGCCUCUAUCUCAUCAGCAGAACCAUUUUUUGUUUCCUUUUUGAAAACCAGAGCAAGUGAUUUGAUUGCUAAAUCUUAUCAGUGGUCAGUUGAAGCAUUGGAGAGCCCUAUUCCAAGGGUCCUCUCCCCUACGCAACCCCACUCCCCACAGCAGGAAAGGGAGCGUUUUGAUGUGUCGAGUUCUUUGUUAAGAAAAUGAAAUGUCCUGAUUUUCCUAAUCAUAAGGCAGCCAUUCCUUUGCACAUGUAGCAUAUUGCAUUUUAACACUGAAAAGGAAAAUAGCACUCAAUUGAAUUCAUCUGGAAGUUUCCCAGUGUCGAGAUAACAUUGUCGCUUGUUAAAAAUGCAAUUAAGUGUAUCUCCUGUCAGGUGAGAUGAUUUGAAAUAUCUGCUCAGAGAGGAAAAGAAAUGGUUGACCUACUUCUUGCUAUUUGCAUUCAGAAGCCAUCACCCCAUCUUAUUGGUGGCAGAAUAUCUAGAGAUGUGCAGAGUUCCCCACUGCACGAAGAAAUGCAGAAUCUGUCCCCUUCCCUGUGUCCAAUUCCUUCUCCCACGGCCUUCCUCUGAAGCUAUUACCUUUGUAAAGCCUUUUAUCUCAGCGUUCUUUGGUUUCUUUUGAAAUCACUCCUAGUUCUUACUUCAUUCAGGCUUCCAAUUCAUUCCUUGCAAAAGUUUAGUCGAUGGAGUCACCCUCCAGGAAACUGGACUAUUGGAGAUGCCCAGAGUGGAAACCGCCCCUCAAGGACAAGGCAGCCCAAAGUACUCUUUGGUCUCCCACUGAUGGCAUGUCCUUUAUUAUCAUUUCAGGUCAGUGUCUUAAUUUGGAGUGAAGGUAAGCUUAGCUUGCUGCUCAAGCAACCAGGAAAACUGCUUGAUGGGUCAAUUCUUAAUAUCAAACCUGUGCGUAUUUUGUGUUGGUGGUAGUAUUGUUGUUUCAGAACUGAGCACUGUCUCCCAAGUCCAUUAUCUUUGCAAGGGCUUACUGUGCUGAGGCUCACUGUGGCCUGUAACAGAUUUAAGGCCCCUGAACGCAUCUCUCUUGUCCUGCACUUGAGAUUCAUUCUUCUCUUCCAAAGAUACCUUGCUUCUUGCUGUGGCUUAUGGAAGGGCUACACACUUUAGUUGUGACUCUUUUCAUUGGGUAGAGAUUUCCCUUUUCUGAUCCCUUUAGAAACCACGUCUGCAUCUCUGUUCAUCUCCAGUUACAGGACUGUAUGCAUGAGGCUUAAUGCAGGACUGGCUUGGCCUGUGCACUGGUCAUUUUGCUGUCAAUUUGGAGACAUGGGACAUCUCAGAUGGCAGAACUUAGUGCAUGAAGUGUAGCUGUCACGUCCAUGCAGGAAGUGGAGGAAAGGAAGGGGAGUCUUUUCUCUGCCAUUUUCCCAUCUGAUCUUUUCCUGGCCCACAGAUACCACCAUGGCAAGAGGAAAGCACCAUCUCUGCAGCAGGCACUCCCAAGUCUUAGCUCUUUGUGGGGAGUCAGUGGGGGGGGGGGCAGAAAAUCCUGAGUUCCCACCACCUCUCACCUGACCCUCCAUCAACUCCCUUGAACCUGUGCAAAUGGACCAAGCAAAAGAAAAUGGAGAGAGAGAUUUACAACCACACGGGAGACCUCUGUUCUGGUCCCAAGCACAACUCCAUAUCCAUGUUCGCACAGAAACUCAGAACUUUGUUAGUGCUUGGACUUAGCUCCAUUGUCUCUGGUGUGACCAAGGAACAUGCCAAUGUCCUUACCCACGGAGGCCUGGAGCGAGCCUCUCUGGACCCUGGGGAAGUACAAUCUCUGUAGAAGGAAUUGUGCUUGGGAGGAGAAAUGUGUUCCUCUACAGACACUGGCUCCACUUUCGCUUUUCUUUUUUUCUUGUUUGAAAGAGACCAAGAAUUGGGGGCAUUGAUUUCCAGCCUCAGCUGUCUCCCAGAAUGUCCGGGCAGGCAGGCGGGUGGCUGCCUGGAGGAGUGUCACCACUCAAACUCAGUUCUGGGGUGGUUUUGCAUAGUUUUGCCAACGUGUUCUUUUUUCUGUAUGUAUUAUUGCCUUUUUAUAAAAGGUUUUGAAGUAUUGUCUCAGUGAUAAAAAGAGAGAGAUGUUAAUGGUUGUUGUAUAUUUCACCGUUUCCAAUUGUAAGUAUUUGCGGGGUUCAGCAAAGCCUUAGGGUCGCCAGAGGAACUGAAGGGAUUGGAAAGGUUCGGAUGCUUUGUAAAAUGUCCUGCUUUUCUUUCUCUCUGUGUGUAUCUAUUUACAUGCCUUAGCACACGCCCUCCCGUCCUGAUCCCUUUGCCCUGUCGCCGGAGCAACCACAACGCUGGUGUGCCACCAGCACAGUACAAGUCGAAACCCUAAUCAGUUAUCUCGUGUGACAGGGGAAGAAGAGAAACUCCAUAGUAUUCUUUGUAGAAUAUCCAUACCUGUAGGAUGCUGUGUAAUGGGAAACCAUAGAAUUGGGCUUUUGUCAUUUCAAAGUUGGAGAAAUGUAUGAAUAAAAUGUAUAAAACAUGAAAA